Molecule: messenger RNA, 1754 nt
Organism: Brassica oleracea var. oleracea
Lineage: Eukaryota; Viridiplantae; Streptophyta; Magnoliopsida; Brassicales; Brassicaceae
Product: zinc finger CCCH domain-containing protein 34-like
Exons: 7
Coding region: 204-1538 (444 amino acids)
Molecular function (GO): mRNA binding; metal ion binding
Source: RefSeq, a predicted model, not a curated record
UCUUUUAUAGUUUCAAAAACAGUUGUAGCUUUGAAGCUAGAGAGAGUGGUGUGGAAGCAAAACCACGAUCUGUGUUUUAUUUUUCACAACAACAACACUCUUCUUUCGAUCGAAGCUCUCGACGUUCAGACAAAAGCAAAGCUUAAAAAGGUUUCGUCUUUCGUGUGUCUGCGCGAGGGAUUUGACCCCCCCCCUCUUUAGAAAUGGAGCGGUACGGUCGCGCCGGUGAAGAAGGGUCGCGAUCGGAUCCAUCUCUUGAAUGGACCACCGCUCUCCAAACCGGAGUCCAAGCUUCUGUGUGGCGAGCUGGAGGAGAAUCGUACCCGGAGAGACCCGAUGAGCCUGAUUGUAUUUAUUACUUGCGAACCGGUGCUUGCGGGUACGGGUCGAGAUGUCGGUUUAAUCACCCGCGCGAUCGUGGAGCGGUUGUUGGAGGUGUGAGAGGAGGAGGAGGAGGAGGAGAUGGAGCUCUACCGGAGAGGAUGGGGCAACCGGUUUGUCAGCAUUUUAUGAGAACGGGGACGUGUAAGUUCGGUGCUACUUGCAAGUAUCAUCACCCAAGGCAAGGAGGUGGUUCGGUUGCGCCUGUCUCGCUAAGUUAUUUGGGAUAUCCAUUACGCCCGGGAGAGAAAGAGUGUUCUUACUACCUGAGAACCGGUCAGUGUAAAUUUGGUUUGACCUGUAGAUUCAACCAUCCAGUACCUCAGCAGCAGCAGCAGCCACAGCCUCAACCUCAGCUACACACUAUUUAUCCAACGCUUCAGUCUCAACCCUCUCAACAAUACGGUUUAGUUUUGGCAAGGCCUUCUCUUUUACCUGGUUCUUAUCUCCCAAGUCAUUACGGUCCUCCUAUGGUUCUGCCUCCGGGUAUGGUUACAUACCCUGGUUGGAAUCCUUUCCAGCCUUCUUUAACUGCAAUGCCUUCGCCUGGAACUCAACCGUCUAUUGGACCGAGCUCUGUUUACGGAAUGGCACCGUUAUCUCCCUCAGGGGCUGCUUAUACAGGAACGUACCAAUCCGGUGGGCCUUCUUCCUUGACCAUCUCAAAAGAAGAGCCGUUUCCUCAGCGACCUGAUCAGCCUGAGUGUCAAUACUUUAUGAGAACCGGAGACUGUAAAUUCGGAUCUUCAUGCAGAUACCAUCAUCCUCUAGAUGCAGUUCAACCCAAAACCGGUGUUGUUCUCUUCAGCUCCAUUGGCCUUCCACUUCGUCCAGGCGUGGCGCAGUGCACUCACUUCGCGCAACACGGAAUCUGCAAGUUUGGACCAGCGUGUAAGUUCGAUCACUCGAUGAGCUCUUCGCUUAGCUACAGCCCGUCUGCUUCUUCGCUAACGGAUAUGCCCGUGGCUCCAUACCCGAUAGGAUCGUCUUCACUCAGCGGCGCAUCUGCUCCAGUAAGCUUGAGCAAUGAGCCAACCACAGAGGCUGUAACUGCAGUUUCUUCUCCUAUGGUCAGUGGUCAAGAGCCAGCGGAGACUAGUGGAGACUCGGCUAGCGUCAGUGGCAGUAUAGAAGCUAAGACUUCUUCUUCAAGUUAAAAGUAAAGGAAAAGAUUAAUGAACUAAAAAACAACAUUAAGGAAAAGAGAAAAAGAAAGAUUAUUUUUGGGGUCUGAGAUUUGAUGGGAAGCAGAGAGAGACCAAAACCAAAGCUUCUGUCAUUUACCACUUGUCCAUAUAUAAUACGUUUCUCUCAUACAGCCAUCUCUCUGUCUUGAACAAUGUUUACUACUUAAUAAAUGGCUUUAUUCACGA